AUGAACGCCAUCCACGGAUCCUUCACCCCUCCGCAUCUCUUAAACAACCGCCAUUCUCCCACCAGGAACAUCUACCCAUCCUCCGCCAUGACCGGUCGCAAGCGGAAAGCAGACGACGAUGGCAGCAGCGACGACCGCAUGAGCGCUUCGCCAUCUAUUUCCUCCGCCGAGCUGCCACGACAGCAGCCCCGUCACAUGAAGCGUAUGCGUACGAAUCUCUCCGGCCGCCCGCUGCCUCUGCCACGCCUUCUCGAAACCCUUAGCGCCGACGAGAUGCGGAACCUGCUGCAAAGCAUCUGCCAGCGCCACCCAGAUAUUGGCAACGAAGUUGUGUCGACAGCUCCGCGUCCUAGCAUACAGUCAACUCUGGAGGUCCUUUCCAAAUAUGAGUCGGCCUUCCAGUCGGCCUUCCCCUUCGGUGGACGGGCGUCAUCGGACUAUGCGUACAACCGCGUGCGGCAACAACUCAUCGAAUUGUUGGAGUCCCUGAAAGAUUUCACGCCUCACUAUCUUCCACCCAACGAGCAGCAGUCGGCCACGUCUCUCGCCUUCCUGGAUGGUGCUACAGAGAUUAUUCAUCGUCUGCCCAACUGGGACACCUAUCAGCACAACCGGCACAAGGAGGAGGCAUACGAGGAGAUGGCCAAGGCGUGGGCGAUCGUUUUCCGCGAGGCAGCCAAGAAGGCUGGUGGCAUUCAACUCCAAUAUGGUGGCUGGGACCAGAAGAUUGCUAAGCACAAUGAACAUUCUGGCGGAAAGAUGCAGGAAGCCGUCAACGAGCUGCGCGGUGGUCUGGGCUGGAUGGGUGCAGACGCACCUGCGCCUGCGGCCAGCGGGCCCGAGGAUGCUAUGUCGAUCCGACAGCAACUGCUCAGCGGGAACUACGGCAUGGGCUCAUCCGCAAGCAUUGGAGCGUGGUAG
Parastagonospora nodorum SN15 is the source of this 921-nucleotide messenger RNA. RefSeq lists its product as hypothetical. Bases 1 to 921 code for a protein of 306 amino acids. The transcript is spliced from 2 exons. Lineage: Eukaryota; Fungi; Ascomycota; Dothideomycetes; Pleosporales; Phaeosphaeriaceae. The record is from RefSeq and is a predicted model, not a curated record. Gene Ontology annotation, cellular component: nucleus. Gene Ontology annotation, biological process: nuclear protein quality control by the ubiquitin-proteasome system; proteasome localization.